AGUUAAAGCAAGAGAAUAAAAUAAAAGGAAAUAUUAGUCUGCCAAAGAAAUUUUCUAGAAAAAGUAGCAUAGUGAAAUCCUACUCAUUUAAUGGUAACUGAAAGAAGGAAUUUGUAUGGUGCAACUGCAAGCAAGCAGUGAGUGAUGAAGAUGAAAAGUGGUUUCCAUUUAAUGGAAGUGGUAGGCUUGGUAGCAUUUACAUUUUCAUUGAGGUGUGGCACUGCAAAGAUCAAAAGUCUUGUCUGUGUGGCUGUGAGGAAGGGAUGCUUUGCUUGAUGCUUGGAAAAACAAAACCAAAAGGCAUGAAGAUGUGAUGCCAAUUUUUCUAGUUUUAGUUUUAUCCACAAGCUUUUGUUUUGUGACUUAUAACUUUGUAACCUAUAAACCCACACAAACUCAACCUCCACCACCACUCUCAUCAUCUCUUACUCUUUUUUCUUUUGUUUUCUUUGUCCAAGACAUUGGCUUUGGAGUCUGAGGUACACAGUCUUGAAAGGAUUCACCACAUUCCUCACCACCCUUUUGUGUCCUCCAACUUCUCUGCAAGAUUUCCUCGCUUUCUAGGCCCUUGUCUCACGGUACACGCAUCUGCCUCUAAAUCUUUGAGCUUUUCAUUCAUUUAUUUUUGUUUCUUCGAAAUCUCAACAUGGGAAUCCGUGUUUUGGAUCAAGGCUUUGAUUCUUGAAACACAACUUGUCUUUCAAGUUAAACCUCCCAUCACUGCAGCAACACAUAUGUGUCUCACUCCAUCAUUGUUUGUAAUUAGUAUUGCUUCACGUUCACCACUUUUGUCAUCAAUAAAUCCACUCACCUCAUUCAAAGAGGUGUUAGUGUUGUUGUACUUUCACAAUUAUUAUACUUGAUGUCUGAUUUUUCUCUUCAAACACAAUGGCUGUGAUAGUUCCACACUUAUCAUAAUGCCAUUCAGAAGCAUACUGCGUGAGCUCAAGGAGAUUGGAGAGGGUAUCAGCAACAUGUAUAGAAGAGGGGGAGAGGGAAAGCAUGUGCAUCGCCAUGGAAAAUCUCACAUUGCACCAGAAUGUUCUCUACCACCAUCCUCCUCAUCAUCAUCCUCAUCUUCUUCCUCUUCUUCCUCUUCUUCAUCACAGAGCCGGUGGGCUAACUUACCACCAGAGUUGCUUUUAGACAUAAUUCAAAGGUUGGAAGCCAGUGAAACCUCAUGGCCUGCACGUAGAGCACUUGUGGCAUGUUCCUCAGUUUGUAGGCUGUGGAGAGAGAUAACAAAGGAUGUGGUCAAGACACCAGAACAGUGUGGUUUGCUCACUUUUCCUAUAUCACUGAAGCAGCCUGGCCCAAGAGACUCACCAAUCCAGUGUUUUAUUAGGAGAGAAAGAGUGUCUUCAACAUAUUGUUUAUAUCUCGGCCUGAGCCCUGCACUUUCUGGUGAUAUGAGCAAACUGUUACUGGCAGCAAAGAAGAUUCGAAGGGCAACAUGUACAGAAUUUUUAAUAUCAUUGGUUGCUGAUGAUUUCUCUCGAUCAAGCAACACUUACAUUGGAAAGUUGAGGUCUAAUUUUCUUGGCACCAAGUUCAUGAUCCUGGAUGGCGAGUCCCCACAGGAUUCUUCACUUCCAUUGAACUGCAAGUUGCAGCAAAGAGUCCAUCUGAAGCAGGUACUUCCCAAGGUUGCUGCUGCUGCUGCUAACUACAAAGUAGCCACAGUAUCUUAUGAACUCAAUGUCCUCCGAACAAGAGGUCCAAGGCGAAUGCGGUGUAUGAUGCACUUGAUACCCAUAUCUGCAAUCCAAGAAGGAGGAAGUGCUCCAACUCCUUUGAAGUUUACAAAUUAUCUUAAUGAGCAUGUAUCUACUACCACCACCACCACCUCAGACUCAAAAGGAAGGAAGCCAGAAAUUGUUGAGUUUGACACAAAUGACACUGAAAAUACUCAAGAAUCAAGCCAGAGAACAAGGGAGCCAUUGGUUUUGAAAAACAAGGCCCCUAGAUGGCAUGAACAACUACAAUGCUGGUGCUUGAAUUUCAAGGGAAGGGUUACAGUGGCCUCUGUGAAGAACUUCCAGCUCGUGGCAGCUGCUGAACCAUGCCAAAAUGUUUCAGCUGCUGAACAAGAAAAAGUGAUACUACAAUUUGGAAAAAUUGGGAAGGACAUAUUCACCAUGGAUUACCGAUACCCCCUCUCAGCUUUUCAAGCCUUUGCAAUAUGUUUGAGCAGCUUUGACACAAAACCAGCUUGUGAAUGAUUGAUAUCACGACUUGUGCCUACACCAUUGUUGUCGUGUCACUCUUCCUUGAUAUAAAAUGUACAUAUUUUUAUAAGGAAGGAGAGAAGAAGCUGGACCAAACAGCUCUCAUUCUAAUGAGUACUUUAAUUCUGCAUGCACAAGUUUAAUUUGUGUAAUGCUAUCUUUUAGGAUUCAUGUUUAAUGGAAACUCUACUGUAAACAAGUUUGUUAACGUAA
Molecule: messenger RNA, 2441 nt
Organism: Vigna radiata var. radiata (mung bean)
Lineage: Eukaryota; Viridiplantae; Streptophyta; Magnoliopsida; Fabales; Fabaceae
Product: tubby-like F-box protein 6
Exons: 4
Coding region: 918-2222 (434 amino acids)
Molecular function (GO): protein binding
Source: RefSeq, a predicted model, not a curated record